Messenger RNA from Hemiscyllium ocellatum (epaulette shark), 953 nucleotides. Its product is annotated as voltage-dependent calcium channel gamma-5 subunit. Gene Ontology annotation, biological process: regulation of AMPA receptor activity; neurotransmitter receptor transport, postsynaptic endosome to lysosome; postsynaptic neurotransmitter receptor diffusion trapping. The coding region runs from base 1 to 879 and encodes 292 amino acids. The transcript has 6 exons. Gene Ontology annotation, molecular function: channel regulator activity; voltage-gated calcium channel activity. The record is from RefSeq and is a predicted model, not a curated record. Gene Ontology annotation, cellular component: postsynaptic density membrane; AMPA glutamate receptor complex. Lineage: Eukaryota; Metazoa; Chordata; Chondrichthyes; Orectolobiformes; Hemiscylliidae.
AUGUUGUGUGGAAUGACUUCGUGUGGGCGAAAGGCCCUGACACUCCUGAGCAGUGUGUUCGCUGUGUGCGGUCUGGGUCUGCUGGGGGUAGCUGUCAGCACUGACUACUGGUUAUAUCUGGAAGAAGGGACCAUCUCCCCCCAAAACAUGUCGGCAGAAGUCAAGGUAUCGCUGCACGCUGGCCUCUGGAGAGUUUGUUUUCUGGCAGGUAUGACCAUGUCCUCAAGAAAACUGCCAUCCUUACCUGGAACAGAGCGUGGACACUGCUUUACCAUUGAGUAUGUGAUGCCAAUGAAUGUGCAGCUGACCUCAGAAUCCACCGUCAGUGUUUUAAAAAUGAUCCGUUCAUCGACUCCCUUCCCAUUGGUCAGCCUGUUUUUCAUGUUCAUCGGUUUUGUGCUGAACAACAUUGGUCAUAUUAGACCUCACCAGACAAUCUUAGCCUUUGUGUCAGGAAUCUUCUUCAUUCUUUCAGGUUUGUCUCUGGUUGUUGGGCUUGUCCUUUACAUAUCCAGCAUCAACGAUGAGAUGUUAAACAGGACCCCAGACUCAGAGAGCUAUUUCCACUACAAGUACGGGUGGUCUUUUGCCUUUUCUGCGAUCUCCUUCUUGCUGACCGAGAGUGCCGGAGUCAUGUCAGUCUACCUCUUCAUGAAGAGAUACACCGCUGAAGAGAUCUACAGACCCCACUCCAGCUUCUACAGGCCAAGGCUCAGUAAUUGCUCUGACUACUCUGGCCAGUUCCUGCACCCAGACACCUGGCCUCGCGGUCGCAGUCCCUCCGACAUCUCCAGCGACACUUCCAUGCAGCUGAACGCCAACUACCCAGCACUGCUCAAGUGCCCCGAUUACGACCAGAUGUCCUCCUCCCCCUGCUGAGUCGUGGACCACCCCCAGCAGGAAGCCUCUGAAGCAGCCACGGUAUCCUGGACCCCACGCCCCCUGGCCAUGGU